AUGGCUACCAAGUACGAAGCUGUUCACCAGAACCUCAACGGCCCCGGAGAUGCUCGGCCCACAGCACUUCAGAUCAUUGAAGAUGAAGGGCUCAAUGAAAAAUGGACCGGUAGGUCUGCUCUGAUCACGGGCUGCUCCUCUGGAAUUGGUAUCGAGACAGCCAAAGCACUUUACCAAACCGGCGCUACCAUCUACGCUACCGCAAGGGACCUGAACAAAGCUAGGUCUGCCCUUGGAUCUAUUCUCGAUAGUGACCGUGUCCACCUGCUCGAACUUGAUCUCGAGUCCUUGACCAGCGUCCGCAAAUGCGCGGAGGCAUUCCUCGCUAUCUCUGAUCGACUCGACAUCCUCAUAAACAAUGCAGGUGUUAUGGCUACUCCCGAAGGGCGCACUGCCGACGGAUUCGAAACCCAAUUCGGUACCAACCAUCUCGCCCACUUUCUGUUGAUCCAACUCCUCCUGCCGGUUCUCCAGAAAUCAACAACGCCAGAACUCCAAUCCCGCGUUAUCAUUCUCUCUUCUGUGGCUCACCGUGAUGGCGAGGUUAACUUUCAGAAUCUCAACUUCGAGGGCGAGUAUGAUUCGUGGAAGGCUUAUGCACAAAGCAAGACGGCAAACCUUUGGACCUCGAAUGAGAUUGAACGUCGUUUCGGCCCGAAAGGUGUGCACUCGUUGAGUGUGCAUCCUGGCGCUGUCAUGACUGGACUCAUGGUGCACUUCUCAGCUGACCAAGUCCAAUCCUUGGGAGCUGAUCGUCACUUAGCGAAGAUGUUCAAGAGUCCCGCCCAGGGCGCCGCUACUACGGUAUGGGCAGCCACCGCGAAGACAUUUGAAGGCCGAGGAGGCAGGUACCUCGAAGAUUGUCAGAUCGCGAUGCCCCCGAAACCAGAUGCUGCGCAAUUCGACCCAGGGUAUGCAGCCUGGGCGUAUGAUGAGAAAAAAGCGAUACUGCUGUGGGAUAGAUCUUUGGAGCUCGUGAAACCAUUCCUAUCUUGA
This is a messenger RNA of Penicillium mononematosum, 996 nucleotides long. RefSeq lists its product as uncharacterized. The transcript has a single exon. NCBI's taxonomy places the organism in Eukaryota, Fungi, Ascomycota, Eurotiomycetes, Eurotiales, Aspergillaceae. The record is from RefSeq and is a predicted model, not a curated record. The coding region runs from base 1 to 996 and encodes 331 amino acids.